AUGACUGUCGAACAAUCUACCGAUGCAAAAUGUCUUACCCUAGACUCCAUCAUUCGGGGACUUGCCGGGAAUACCCAGACCAUUUUGUCAUACGUAACCACCAAUGAUGACUUUGCAAACUUCACUGGGUCCGAUAUUGAGCGGCUCACGACUAUUGGAGCCAAUGGCUACCUUCAGGCUCUCAAGGGACAGAAGGACUUUGACCUCAAGACUGCUAAGUCGAAGGGUGUCAUAGCCUUGAUUGGCACGUCAACGCUUGAAUAUUACAUUACUUUCUUGUCCAUACAACGACUUGGCUUCACGACAGUCCUUUUAUCACCAAAGCUUACUCAUGAGGGCGUCGCUCAUCUUCUUGAUGUCACAGAAUGCUGUGCUGCAAUUGUACCAGAAUCGCACAGAACCAUGUUUGAUAAGAUACCUCUCUGCACUGUACCCAUGAUACGGGACGUCUUUGCAUUGGACAGUCAAGAAUACAGUUCCAUCCCUGAACUGGAAUGUCACAGCCUAGAUCAAACCCCAGGCGUUGUGGUUCACAGCGGAGGCACUACAUCAGGGCUACCAAAGCCGAUAUCAGCGCCCUCAGGGGCAUGGAUUGCAGCCGUUGCAGGGACAGACGCAAAAAGCCAUCGUCUUCAUACGCUCCCCACUUUCAACACGAUGCCUCUUUACCACACCUUUGGACUAGGCGUACUGUUUCGUGCUCUCAGAAUGGGUACCCGUGUUUCUCUUGUCAAUGCAGAUCGACCGCUUGUUGCAGAGGCCAUAUUCAAGGGCCUCGGCGCUACAAAGUCGCGGUGUCUCACGACAGUGCCUUACGUUCUCAAGUUUCUCGCUGAAGAGGACGGCGGCGUUGAGAAGCUGGCAAAGCUUGACUUUCUCAGUGUUGGUGGUGCCGCUGUACCUGAUGACCUGGGACAGAGCCUCAUCGAUGCUGGAGUCAACCUCAAGACCACCUAUGGCCAAUCUGAGUCUGGCAUCCUGAUGCUUCCUGUUCUUGACGAUGAUAAGCAAUGGGGUUGGCUGGAGCCGAUGGAGCAUGCUGAGCCAUUCAUGAGGUUCGAACCAGCUGAAGGGGAUCUUUAUCACCUGGUGAUCCUGCCUGGCCUUGCCUCCAAAACCAUGACUGAUCGUCCUGAUGGAUCUUAUGGCACCAAGGAUCUAUUCGAGAAACACCCUCAUAAGCCUCGACUGUGGAAGUUUGUCGCCAGACACGACGACAUGAUUGUCCUAAGUAAUGGAGAGAAUGCGAAUCCAGUACCCUUGGAGAGCGCCUUGAUGAACAAUCCCAAUGUUGCUAUGGCUGUAGCCUUUGGUGCUGGACAAGAGUCUCUGGGUGUCAUCAUAAUCCCAUCUUCGCACGCUUCCAACUUGGUGCAUGAAGAUUUGCUCAAGAGCGUUGAGCCGGACCUCAAUCUGGGCAAUGAACGCAUGCCAGCAUAUGCUAGGGUAUCACUCGACGCUGUUACCAUCCUACCUGCGGAUACAGAGCUACCUAUGACGGGGAAGUCAACACUACAACGAGCCCUGUUCUAUCGCCAGUUCUCUACUAUUAUCAGUGGCUACUACUCCAAUGGUGGCGUUCAAAACGGUGUCGGAACCCUUCCAGAGCAGUCAUUUAAUGAUGCCGAGAUCUCCAGUAUUGUACAUGAAAUAGUUUUCCAUCAUCAUCCUCCUAUGAAGGACCAAAGCGAUGCAGACUUCUUCACGAUGGGCAUGGACUCACUUCAAGCAUCCCGAAUUCGAGCAGAGAUCUUGCGGAGGAUAUACAUCAAGCCAGAGAAAGUGGCUACCAACGUGGUUUUCAAUCAUCCGAAUCUUUCUCUUUUAUCCCAUCAUAUCGUUUCUUUGUACACAGGACGACAGGGCUCAAUGGCAGUUGAUCCACAAGAAAUAGCUCGAAGCUUGAUUCGAAAGUAUACUUGUUUCACUACUAAAGAAGGAACUGGCAAGCGCGACAUGAGUUCGGUUCCUGAAGCCAGCACGAUUGUAUGUAUAUACCUGCUGCUGAUUCCCAAUCUACUCUCACUCUUCUGUGUUUUAACCCUACUGACCGUCAUCUUCUCAUUUCAACAGCUACUCACUGGCGCUACUGGCUACCUCGGCGUCCAGAUCCUCCACAACCUUCUAUCACGUGGACCAAAAGACCAUGUCUACUGUCUUGUACGAGCAAGGGAUAACGCAGAAGCCGAGUCGAGGCUAGACCAAGCACUGGCCAACUCAAAGCUGACGCUGCCCAAGUCAAUCCGAGAAAAGGCAGUCGCUCUGGCUGGCGACCUGGGUCGCGAUAAACUUGGACUAAAUCCUGAUGACUAUGGCGCCUUGCUCUGUAGCGUUACCAAUAUUAUUCACAAUGCCUGGGCGGUCAACUUCAGCAUGUCUUUGAGCAGCUUCGAACCCCAGCUAGCAGGUGUAUGGCACUUGAUCGAAUUGGCACUGAGCGCUCCACAAACCCCAGAAGUUGUGUUUAUCUCAAGUAUUGUUGCUGUUGCUUCAGCAAACCCACCUGCGCAGUCUUCAGCAAGCUGUGAACCGACCCAGUGGGAGGGCAGCAUCAUGGAACGUCGGUAUGGUUGGGAAGCUGUAGGCUCCUUAGGCUAUGGUCAAUCGAAAUGGGUAGCUGAGGAAAUUUGCUACUCUGCUUCGGAACAUACUGGACUGCCGGUCAAAGUCAUUCGGUUGGGGCAGAUAUCUGGUGAUACACACCACGGUAUAUGGAACCCGUCCGAGGCAGUACCUACUAUCAUUCUGAGUGCCCUCACAGCGGGGGCGCUGCCUCGGAUUGAAGCCGACAAUGUGUUUAGGGUUGGCGAUGCGCAGCUAUGGAUCCCCUCGGAUGUUGCGGCAGCAUCCAUCGUUGAGCUGACGUUCUCUGAGGUGGGGGAAUGUAUCCCGUCUUCUGGUCCUGAUGAAGCUUCCUCGCAAUCCAAUAUCCUAGAGCAUCAGAAGACUAUCCCUUACACUGUCUUCCAUGUUUCUGGUUCUCACCCGGCAAGCUGGAAUGCAGAAAUCUUACCCUCGCUGAGAAACUUUGGUUUAGAAUUCGAGGUUGUUUCUCAAAGUGCUUGGGUGGAUAAGCUGGCAUCUUCAGACCCCGAUGUCAGCCGAAAUCCACCUUACAAACUGAUCGAGUUCUUCAAGGGCAGCACCCAAGUUGAAGAUCAAUUGCAUGCUGUUGACACAAAGGCGUCAUCCGUACAAGUGCACUUGGACAUCAGUCUAGCAUCGAAGUAUGCCCCCAGCCUUGCUCAGGCUGGUAGCUUGGAUGAGACUUUGAUGAGAAAGUACUUGGAAUACUGGAAGAAAGAGUCAUGGCAGAAACUCGAAAGGAAUUUGGUGAUGGAUGGGCAUAAGAAGGAGAUGGGUUCUUUGUAG
Fusarium pseudograminearum CS3096 is the source of this 3372-nucleotide messenger RNA. RefSeq lists its product as uncharacterized. The record is from RefSeq and is a predicted model, not a curated record. The transcript has a single exon. The coding region runs from base 1 to 3372 and encodes 1123 amino acids. Gene Ontology annotation, molecular function: phosphopantetheine binding. NCBI's taxonomy places the organism in Eukaryota, Fungi, Ascomycota, Sordariomycetes, Hypocreales, Nectriaceae.